This is a messenger RNA of Penicillium waksmanii, 2013 nucleotides long. RefSeq names its product asparagine synthetase B family protein. Bases 1 to 2013 code for a protein of 670 amino acids. The record is from RefSeq and is a predicted model, not a curated record. The transcript has 6 exons. Gene Ontology annotation, molecular function: asparagine synthase (glutamine-hydrolyzing) activity. Gene Ontology annotation, cellular component: cytosol. NCBI's taxonomy places the organism in Eukaryota, Fungi, Ascomycota, Eurotiomycetes, Eurotiales, Aspergillaceae.
AUGUGUGGAAUUAGUGCUGUUCUUUCUCUUGGGAGCCAUCCUGCAUCUUCGAAUGAGGAACACUCAUUGCCCCUGGAUGGUAAACUUGAUGCAAGCUUGGAUCUUGUUCAGCACCGUGGACCCGAUGCCCGUGGUACAUGGACCAGCGAUAAUGGCAAAGUUGCCCUCGGACAUGUCAGAUUAUCUAUCGUCGACCUUAGCCCGGAAGCAAAUCAACCAUUCCAUGACAGCGUUGAUGAUGUCCAUGCAAUCGUGAAUGGGGAGCUUUAUGACGAUGAAUACUACCGAAAUCUCCUGGGUACCGAAUACGAUUUCCGUAGUCGAAGUGACUGCGAGAUUGUCCUGGCUCUUUAUAAGCACUACGGUUUAUCGUUUCUAUCCCACCUCCGAGGUGAAUUCGCUUUGAUCUUGUGGGAUGCUCGCAGAAAGGUAUUCAUCGGCGCGAGAGACCGAUAUGGAGUGAAGUCGCUCUACUAUACAAUCGUGAACAAUCAGCUACUUGUAGCAACCGAGAUGAAAUGUUUUCUACCAUUUGGUUGGAAACCCGAGUGGGAUGUCCAAGGUCUUCGAGAGUGUGGUUGGGUGUUUGGUACUGGGACAAUGUUCAAAGGGGUUCAAUCGGUUGCUCCGGGUCAUUAUAUAUCAAGCCGCAACUUCAGUGCUAUUAGAGAUGCAGUCUACUGGGACGCGGAAUAUCCAGACAAGAAUACUCCCGAGCUUCGCUCAGAAUCUGAGAUGACCGAGGGCGUGCGAAACCGUCUCAUGGAAGCCAUCAAAGUUCGACUUCGUGCCGACGUGCCUGUGGGGAUCUAUCUCAGUGGUGGAAUUGAUUCCUCGGCGGUCGCUGGAAUGGUAGCUCACCUCGUUAAAGAGGAAGGAGCUCGAGUGGGUAACGACCAGAGUCAUCUUGUUUCUCGGAUGAAGUGCUUUACCGUACAGUUUGAUAAAGAUAGUGGAGCUGACGAGUCAGAUAUUGCACAGCGUACCGCUGAGUGGCUCGGUGUCGAAUUUCAUCCCGUGCCUAUCACCGAAGAAAUUAUCGCAUCUAAAUUUGAAGAUACCAUCUGGCACAGUGAAGUGCCCCUUCCCGACACAAACGGUAUCGGGAGACUAGCCAUGGCCGAAGCCGCGAAAUCUCACGGUAUCAAAGUGAUAUUAACAGGAGAAGGAUCCGACGAGCAUUUUGGUGGAUACAAAGAGUUGGCAAACGACUUUUUGCUUGAAAGCGAUCCCUCAUGGUCCCCCUCGCUGUCCGAGGCAGAGCUCGCAGAAUUAUCACAGCAACAAUGCGGUCCCGAUCAUGCAGCAUACCUAGCCAUCAAAACUGUCAGAUCGCUACCAGAGUCAACCUGUAAAAUGCUCAACAACAUCUCGGUUCUUACCAAACUCGCAUUAGUCUCCCGCCUACCAUUCGCUCCGUGGACUGAAACUUUUGCGGCGACGCACCCGGAAACCGCACAGGUAGAAGGUCUCGACGGACGAGUUCGCGACUCAAUCAUCAAUCGCUGGCAUCCACUGCAUACGGCGGAGUAUAUUCUUACGAAAGGCCUUUUCCCCAAUUUGCUGCUUCGGUAUCUUGGAGAUAACGUCGAUAUGGUCCACCAUAUUGAAACUAGACCCCCGUUUCUAGAUCACCACCUCACUGCAUAUGUCAACAGCCUACCGCCUAGCUUGAAGAUCAAAUGUUCCUUGCCGGAUAAGUCUUUGACCGAGAAGUAUAUCCUUCGAGAGGCGGUGCGGCCCUUCGUUACGGAUGAGAUCUACAAGCGGCCAAAGAAACCGUAUGUUGGACCAACGAAAUUUCCCGAGAACGGGCCUUUGCAUCAGUUGUUCAUGCGCCUGAUUUCUCAAGAGAACGUAGAGGCUCUUGGGUUUUUGGACUGGAGUGCAACUGAACAGCUUGUUAGUAAGGCAUUCAAGGAUCAGAACCCACUGUCCUUUCGAGCUGCAUUCCAAAUUUGUCAAAUCGUGAUCAUCUCGCAAAGAUUUGGAGUUGCCAGAGCCAGAGCCUGA